This is a messenger RNA of Cervus elaphus (red deer), 2659 nucleotides long. RefSeq names its product unc-51 like kinase 3 (gene ULK3). Gene Ontology annotation, cellular component: cytoplasm; autophagosome. Bases 97 to 1518 code for a protein of 473 amino acids. The record is from RefSeq and is a predicted model, not a curated record. The transcript has 16 exons. Gene Ontology annotation, molecular function: protein serine/threonine kinase activity; ATP binding. NCBI's taxonomy places the organism in Eukaryota, Metazoa, Chordata, Mammalia, Artiodactyla, Cervidae. Gene Ontology annotation, biological process: peptidyl-serine phosphorylation; protein autophosphorylation; autophagy.
GUCCGGUCUUCCCGCCGCGCGCGCGCUCACCUCUCUUGGCCGGAACCCCGGCUCCGGGAACCAGGAAGAGCCCGGCCGCGGGCGCGGGCUGUCGGGAUGGCGGGGUCCGGCUGGGGCCCCCCGCGGUUGGACGGCUUCAUUCUCACCGAGCGCCUGGGCAGUGGCACAUAUGCUACGGUGUACAAGGCCUACGCCAAGAAGGAUACUCGGGAGGUGGUAGCCAUAAAGUGUGUGGCCAAGAAGAGUCUGAACAAGGCAUCCGUGGAAAACCUCCUGACAGAGAUUGAGAUCCUCAAGGGCAUUCGACACCCCCACAUUGUACAGCUGAAAGACUUCCAGUGGGACAGUGACAACAUCUACCUCAUCAUGGAGUUCUGCGCAGGAGGUGACCUGUCUCGCUUCAUCCACACCCGCAGGAUUCUGCCUGAGAAGGUGGCUCGGGUCUUCAUGCAGCAGUUGGCCAGUGCCCUGCAGUUCUUACAUGAACGGAACAUCUCUCACCUGGACCUGAAGCCACAGAACAUUCUGCUGAGCUCCCUGGAGAAGCCCCACCUUAAACUGGCAGACUUUGGCUUUGCACAGCACAUGUCCCCCCGGGAUGAGAAGCACGUGCUUCGUGGCUCCCCUCUCUACAUGGCUCCCGAGAUGGUGUGUCAGCGGCAGUACGAUGCCCGUGUAGACCUCUGGUCUGUGGGGGUCAUCCUAUAUGAAGCCCUCUUCGGGCAGCCCCCCUUUGCCUCCAGGUCGUUCUCAGAGCUGGAAGAGAAGAUCCGGAGCAACCGGGUUAUUGAGCUCCCCCUGCGGCCCCAACUCUCCCAGGAUUGCCGAGAUCUGCUGCAGCGGCUUCUGGAGCGGGACCCCAGCCGCCGCAUCUCCUUCCAGGACUUCUUCGCCCACCCUUGGGUGGACCUGGAGCACAUGCCCAGUGGGGAGAGCCUGGCACGAGCAACCGCCCUGGUGGUGCAGGCUGUGAAGAAGGACCAGGAAGGGGACACUCCGGCCGCCUUGUCUCUCUACUGCAAGGCCCUUGACUACUUCGUGCCCGCCCUGCACUACGAAGUGGACGCCCAGCGGAAGAAGGCAAUUAAAGCGAAGCAGGUAGGGGAGUACGUGUCCCGGGCUGAGGAGCUCAAGGCCAUCAUCUCCUCCUCCAGUCAGGCCCUGCUGAGGCAGGGGACCUCUGCCCAAGACCUGCUCAGAGAGAUGGCCCGGGACAAGCCACGCCUCCUGGCUGCCCUGGAAGUGGCUUCGGCUGCCAUGGCCAAGGAGGAAGAGGCUGGCGGGGAGCAGGACGCGCUGGCCCUGUACCAGCGCAGUCUGGGGGAGCUGCUGCUGCUGCUGGCAGCGGAGCCCCCAGGCCGGAGGCGGGAGCUGCUUCACACUGAGGUUCAGAAUCUCAUGGCUCGGGCUGAAUACCUGAAGGAGCAGGUCAAGAUGAAAGAGUCUCACUGGGAAGCCGAGACCCUGGACAAAGAGGGGCUGUCGGAGUCUGUUCGUAGCUCUUGUACUCUGCAAUGACCCUGAAGGAUGAUCGGACAGAUCACCGGGAACUGGGGACGCACUCACCCCAGCUGGCCCCCAGAAUUCUGUGGCGCUCAGCAACACUAUGGAGCAGGCUUCCUGGAUGGGCAAUUCUGGGACCCCCCCCAUACCAUAGGAUCCCCAGCACCCCUUGGGAGACUCUUUAACUCCCUUGAGCGUCUAAGAGCCCACGGUGUGUGCCAGGAGCACGGGGCCUUGGCCUGGGGUGGGGAGAACUCUGGGAGAAGUGUGUUUCUGUCACGUGACUUUUGUUGGUUGCUGGUUGCUGGGCGCUGGGCCUGUUGAUUUCUGGUUUUGCUCUGAGAUGAGGGCCAGGGUCCUCUGCAGUGCACUCCUGCUCUUUUCACUCCCUGCCAGCAGGCAGCUGUGCCCACCCCUGUCUUUCCUGGGAGCCUCACCUCCCUCUGUGCACUGGAACAGGGCACUCCAAGACCCCUCAGGGACCACCCAUCCCACCAUAUGCACUCAGCCCUGCAGAACUCAACCAGUCUUCCUGGGAGCUGACCCCAGCCUACCCUCUCAACAUUUUAAGAUUAUUCUUCAUGCAUGAAAAUAAUAUCUUUGGUAGAGAUGGGGCAAAUUUGAGAAACCCAUGCCUUGUUCUUGCCCUGGUCAGGAGGGCACAAGGAGGGGGGUCCUCAAUCCUCACCCCUCCCACCUUCACCCCUCUGAGGAAUGCCUGUACUGACUGCAGAGCUGGUCCAAGCCUGGGAUGGGGAGGCAUGCGGGCUGUCUGGCCUGUCAGGCUCCGGGGGAACCAGUGAUCCAGGAGACCUGGUCCUGGGUCUGACAUGGCUGCUCCUCCAGUGUGUGACCCCAGGCAAGCUCCUUCCCCUUUCCCGGCCUGGGUUCUCCCCAUCUCUCCAGUGGGACUAUUACUCUCUCCUCAAGCCCCUACAUGGGCUUCCAGGAGAACAAAGUGUCUUUAAUCUGGAAAGAAUAUAUCUCCCUGGAGUUAUUUAGGCUUUUCUUUUCUAAACAAUCAGAGAGGGUGUUAGUGAUUGCUAAUCCUUCUGUCCUUAAAUGCCUCCUUGGGGCAAGAGUUGUCUGCCUUCCCUAUAGGAGACUGGGUGUAAAGAAUAUAAUUCAUUGUUUUUCUAUUAAAUUAUUUUCUGAA